UAUGGGUAUACAGGCAAUUAGCUACAGGCGUUCUCAGGCCUGCUGGUCAUUAUUGCUUGUGUAUCUCCUUCUUAAUACCAUACACGCGACAGCCUCACCAGUACAGUACUGCACCAUUGACAAGAGACACAACGUCGAUCAAUGCAUCGUUGCUUUUUCUUAUCACAAUGCCUCUUCUGGGGGGAACGAUCUUCAGCUGUAUCUUUCGGCAAAAUUUGAAGAGCGUAAAGGCUAUGCAGCUUUCGGAAUAGGAUCAUUGAUGGAUGGAGCUUUGAUGUUUGUCCUUUACCCGGGCCGGCGUGCAGGAGACGUCACCUUCAGCCUGCGAACAACACACUUUCACAAUCCGCCAGAAGUUGCGCACGAUGGACCUUCAUACUCGGUAACUAACGCUACGGUUGACGGCUCGUAUCAUAACGUUGGAAUCGUUUGCUACAGCUGUGAUACAUGGUCUGGAAACAAGUUCAGCGUACACUCGGAGAAACAGCCCUGGGUGUUUGCAAACAAUUACGACUGGCUGAUGCAGACUGACGACCAAACCAAGCCUUUAACCUUGCACACCUUCUACGACACAUUUCAAUUGAAUAUGAAGGCUAGUUACUCCGAAGAAGACAGGGCAAUCCCACUUGGCCUCUUGAACAACGACCGCAACUUAGAUUUUGGCCCGAGCAAGCACGGUGGCCCCUCUUCGAGCCGAAAGUUAUCACCAUACGUAGCUCACGGCGCUCUCCAAGCACUUGCGUUCUUGGUGUUGAUGCCAACUGCUGUUGUUAUCAUUCGCAACAAAAAUGAAAGUUCAUUCUGCAUUCAUUGGAUAAUACAGACCGUUUCCGCCGUUACUGCUGCAUGCGGAAUUGGCUUGGGUAUAUACGCAUCAAAACUCAUCAUAGAGGUCCCGUCUACUAGAGGAAGCCACCAAAUAAUUGGGAUGCUCAUAGGUAUCGGCCUUUUCAUGGCGCCUAGCCUCGGCUACUUACAUCACGAUUGUUUCUUGAAGACUGGACGGCAGACUGCUUUUACUAAAUGGCACCGUCGAAUCGGGUACAUCAGCAUGAUCAGCGGAUGGUUAAACACGUUACUGUGA
Molecule: messenger RNA, 1084 nt
Organism: Colletotrichum phormii
Lineage: Eukaryota; Fungi; Ascomycota; Sordariomycetes; Glomerellales; Glomerellaceae
Exons: 5
Source: RefSeq, a predicted model, not a curated record